GACACAUAUUCCUUUAAAGGCGUAUUUAAAGCCCUGGCUCCAGUCGCAGGAGCAGCGGACAGCCUAUGCAACAAAAGCUGCAGCGGAGCCGAGAGACCGACACACUGUCCGAGCGCUCAGCGGAGCCCCGCGGCUGACACGACCCGGAGAGGUACAACUGCAGUGCUUAAGGUUGCAGCCCGGACCAAACGGCGACGUCACGACGACAUUUAUGAAGCUUUCAAGGCCUUUUGAUUGAUCAGCCAAUCGAUGGGGAUUUUCAGAGGAGCUCCGCCAACCGUCGCCGCCCGCCCUCCACCUUCUCCCUCCUCCCCCCGCGGCCUGCUGCUCGCCCCCACCCAAUCCGUCAUCCAGCUCUCCAUCCAGCCCCCCAUACACAAAAUGACUCUGAAACUCUCUGAAUGGUCUUCUAUAUGGAUUUUUACUGCUUCUAAUAGACAGUAAAAAAGAGGGGGAAACCUCAAUGACAAAAAAGCCAUAAACACACACACACAUACACCACACACACAUACACACACAUAUACACCACACACGCACACACACACACACACACAAUCUGACACACAAACACUGUCAUAUCAACGUACCAAAUAAAGCUGACAGAGAUCUACAGGCAGCGUCUCACACACCUGACAAACGCAAAGAAGAAAAUGCACAAAGUCACUCUUGGAAUGUACCGCUCACUCUUCCUGUGAAAUUCAACUGCUUCCUUUAUUUUUGGGGAUUUUCUACAAAGCUUUUGCAAAGCUGAUUUUCUUUCUCUGAUUUUUUUUUUUUUUUUCCUUUCUUUCAACCGUGGGUGGAAAACAAGGAUAAAGGAGUGCUGAGUUUGGAGGUGCCGUGUUUUUUUGGAGGACAACCGAUCGCUGAAUUUGAUUUUCGUUUUUUGAGGAGAUCUGGAAAUUCAGAUCUGUUCUCGAUCUGUAGAUAAGAGAUUAGUUAUUAUUCAUCCAGUAAGCAUCUUCGUUUAAUUUCAACCCAGGUUUAGUUUUCUCAUCUCUUUUUCUGUUUCCCCACUUUGAUCCUUUUGAUGAACGCUCUAGAAAUAGAUGAUAUAACCAACAAGUUACAGCCACUGGUUGCAUUUUGUAGCUUGUAAAGAUUGUAAGUUACUUCUAGGAAGUCGCUACUAGUUUUUUGAAGAAACUGCGAGUAUCUUGACACAAGCUGGUCAGCAAAAGUACCGUUUUCUCUCCACAUUUAUAGUCGUUCCCAGAUCUGUGUGCUCCAAGGGGCGUGAUUGUUUUCCCGUUGCGUGCAUGCCCUCCACCAUGCCUCCCCAGAACACGGAGGCUGACGCCAUGCAGGUCGGAUCUCUGGUGGGUGGGGCGAACGCCAAAAACUCCACCGCCGCGUCCAGCUCGGAUGAGGAGAAAGGAGGAGCGGGAGGCGAGACGGAUGGAUUGGGCGGCGGGGGCGCGGGGACAGGAGGGGCUCGAGGAGGAGAAGAAUCGGCGAGCGAAGGAUCCAUCGAGGGCAUACCGCUGAAGAGAUGGGUGAUGCACGGCGCCGUGAUGUUCGGCCGAGAGUUCUGCUACGCCAUGGAGACGGCGCUGGUGACGCCCGUGCUGCUGCAGAUAGGUCUUCCAGAGCAGUACUACAGUCUGACAUGGUUCCUCAGUCCAGUUCUUGGCCUCAUGUUCACCCCUCUGAUCGGCUCGGCCAGCGACCGCUGCACCCUGCGAUGGGGCAGGAGGAGGCCGUUCAUCCUGGCUCUCUGCAUCGGAACGCUGAUCGGAGUGGCUCUGUUCCUGAACGGCUCACUGAUAGGUUUGUCAUUGGGUGAUGAAAAAGGGAGACAACCUUUAGGAAUAGUUCUUACUGUGCUCGGAGUGGUGGUCUUGGACUUUUGUGCGGACGCCACAGAGGGACCAAUCAGAGCCUACUUGUUAGACGUGGCGGACACCGAAGAGCAAGACAUGGCGCUCAAUAUUCACGCCGCUUCUGCAGGUCUUGGAGGUGCGGUUGGCUACGCCCUCGGAGGUUUGGACUGGACGCACACGUUCCUCGGAGUGGCCUUCAAGUCCCAGGAGCAGAUCCUGUUCUUCUUUGCCGCCAUCCUCUUCUCCGUCUCUGUGGUGCUGCAUCUCCUCAGCAUCGAGGAGCAGCAGUACUCGCCGCAGCAUGACAGGCUCGACCAGGAGAGUCCAGAUCCCGCACACCUGCAGCCGUCCGCCAACGGCAGGGCUGGGCUCCUCAGCCCCAAGCUGGAAAUGAUUGGAGAGGACGACACGUUGGAGAGCUACGACCUCUAUGACCCCUACGGAGACGACCACUCAGACCAUGAAGACAUGGACUUCCUUGAGGUGGAGCUUGUAAGAAGUAAAAGCGACAGUGUCCUCGCCAUGGCAGACGCCACUCUCGACCACCUGGACCACGACGCGUUGUUCCUGUGCCACAUAGAGCCGUCCAUCUUUGCCGACCGGCUCUCGCCGUUCCAAGGCUCGCCUCCGCUGACCUCCGCUUUCUUCAGCCACAGUCGAAACACUCCGCCGCCUCCGCGGCUCGCCAACAUCAGGCGCAGCAGCAGCGCCGGAAGCCAGGAUCUCCUCCGGGCCCAGAACGGCCACCAGACACACGCCGCUCCCGCGCCCAGGAUUUCCCGCCUCUCGGCCUUCCUGCAGGAAAUGGAAAAUGACGACGGGCAGGAGGCGUUACUGAAUAACCAGCUUAAUGAGCAGCGGACAUUAAACGGACGCCUGUUAGCCAGCGUCACUCAUCCCGACGGAGCCGGCUCCGAUAGGCUGAGCUCUAAAGGACAGGCGCACCGAGCCGGGAUGGUCAAAGCCGCCAGCACAGGAGCUCCGAUGCGACAGUCCCGCCACCGCCACACCUUCUACCGCCAGCCGUCCUGCACGUUCUCCUACUACGGCCGCGUGGGGAGCCACCGCUACCGCUACCGCCGCGCCAACGCCGCUUUCCUCAUCAAGCCGUCCCGCAGCAUGAACGACCUGUACGAGGUGGAGGCCCGGCACCGGAGGAGGAACCGGCAGAGGAACCGACACCGCAGCGGAAACACCAACUCCUCCAGCGGAGACACCGAGAGCGAAGAGGGGGAGGUGGAGACCACGGUGCGCCUCCUGUGGCUGUCCAUGUUCAAGAUGCCCCCGGAGCUGCUGCGACUGUGCGCCUGUCACCUGCUCACCUGGUUCUCCAUCAUUGCGGAAGCCGUCUUCUUCACCGACUUCAUGGGACAAGUCAUCUACCACGGAGAUCCCACUGCUCCUGCCAACUCAACUUCGUUGGAUAAUUAUCACAGAGGCGUCCAGAUGGGCUGCUGGGGCCUGGUUAUUUAUGCCAUGACUGCUGCUACGUGCUCUGCUAUUCUUCAGAAAUAUCUUGACAACUUCGACCUAAGUAUUAAGGUCAUCUACAUCAUGGGGACACUUGGAUUCUCCAUCGGAACCGCUGUCAUGGCCAUCUUCCCUAAUGUGUAUGUAGCUAUGGUGAUGAUCAGCAGCAUGGGCAUCAUUUCCAUGAGUAUCUCCUACUGUCCCUACGCUCUGCUGGGACAGUAUCACGAGAUGAAAGAGUACAUUCAGCACAGUCCUGGUAACUCCCGCAGAGGCUUCGGUAUAGACUGUGCCAUCUUAUCUUGUCAGGUGUACAUCAGCCAGAUCCUGGUGGCCUCGGCUCUGGGAGCCGUGGUGGAAGCGGUUGGCAGCGUUCGUGUCAUUCCCGUGGUGGCCUCUGGGGGCUCCCUCCUCGGUUUCUUCACUGCCUGCUUCCUGGUCAUCUACCCGACUCCAAACAGCGGGGAUUCAGAGUCAGCCAAAGCGUCGGAGAAACGGGCCUUGACGAAGCUGGACAAUCCCAACAGCGGCGAAGGGGCCGUUGCCGUGGUGAUCGAGAAACCAAGCUUCCUGAAGCUCAACCGAGAGGGCAAGGCCACCAGCACCACCGCGUCCUGCCACACAGAGAACGAGUCCGCCCUGUGAUCGGCCGGCCGAGUCGGCUGAAGCCACUUUCAGUGUACCCGCUGUCGGAAAACACUCAAAGAUGUGCCUCCAUCCUCGUCACGCCGGAGUUUACAGACGCUGAGGAAGAAGCGUCGGGGCGACUCACUCUCGGCGUCUGCUCCGGCUCUGACGGGCUUUUCACAUUUUCACUUUGCGACCCGCUGAAGAAAACCGGCUCCGCUGCCGUGGGACCAUCGUCAAACCAAUUCACCGAUCAGAAACCCUUCCACCUCCGCCCUCGCCGACUUCCGAUCGUCCAGGAGUGAGUCGGUCAGUCAGUCACGGCGAAGGCUUUCAGGAGAGGUCGUCUCUGUCUCUCAGGGCCUCUAGGAGGCGCUACUGAGCAGCCACCUGGUCAAACUUCAGGGGACUCACUCAUGAAUACGCACACACCUCUACGUCUGGGGUCAAUACAAUCGAACGAACUCCUGAAUAAUGAACACUGCUGAUGAACAUUAGUCCUUGAAGCUGCAAUCAAUAAAAAAAAAAAAAAAAAUCAAUAAAUAAUGCUGAAAAUCGUUCUUCCUCGCCGUGGAAUCGGCCCGAUCCAGUCUUGAAGAGAAUGUGUUUGCUGACUUGGAGUUUCCCGAAGGAGACGCCGCGUUCACCAAAUGAACCCCGACGACACACUCGGCUGUGCAGGACUUCCACGGCUCUCUGCGACUGUAGCUUUAAGACUCUGCAGACCUCUGGAAGUGGCAUUUCUGAAACAAAGAGCCUGAAGCCUGAUUCCUGGGGGAAAUGAUUGAACUUUUAGUGCCCUGAAUUGAUUGCAAGUGCUUUGAUUUUGCACUCUGUCAAACUGCAGCAGUGUUUUUGAAAGCUGUAAUUUAGCCAUUGUGGGAAGGCGAAGCGGGAGGAAGUUCACAAAAUCUGCUCUCGGCUGUGGAGCAGAGGGUUGGAUUUUUGAAAUGUGGCAUGUGAAGAAGACGCUGGUGUUUAUUGGGUGCGGUGUGGGCAUUACAAUUCCAAAUAAUUUGACAAUUUACUGAGGACCCACGGCGAUGUUUCUGCUUCAAAUAAUCAGACGUCUCUAAAGCUGCAUGUUACGUAUGAGCAGAGAAUAGACAAACCAAACCGCCAUAAAGAAGGAAGGAAGGAGAAAAGCUCUCUGUCUCUUAGUGUCUUGGCUUUUUUGCUAGUUUAGUGUUCGCUUUUAGCACAUCGUCGUCGCCACCUGCACAGUAGAUGGAAAGUGUUACAGCGUCGGAAUCGAAAUGUUUUCUGGAUUCGUGAAGUCGUCUCACACUCUUCGUUUCCAGUAGAUCCAGUAAAGGCGCCACUCAUCUAGAGUCUUAAGUGUGGCUCGAGAAUAUUAAAAUUAAACAAUGAUGUUUUCAUUCCCUAUGUGGUGAAUUAGAUGCAACAUUGAAAUAACUUUAAGUCUGUUGUUAAAAUAGACGUUCCCGGUCAGAGUUUUAGGCUUCAGUGGAGCUUUCUCGCCCUGCUGUGCGUCGCUCCACUCGAAUGCACCAAAUGUAGUCUGUAGAGAAGAGUUUUAGACGCUAACGGCUUCUGUCUGAUGCAAACUGAAUGAAUGUCCACUGAGCUGAGAGGAGGACAGGAGAAAUGUUUCACUUUAAAGAGAUGGUUUGACGUUUUGGGAAAUAAAGUCAUUUACUUUUUUAGUUGGUACGAGGCGAUGGUGUGUGUGUGUGUGUGUGUGUGUGUGUGUGUGUGUGUGUGUGGCGAACACAUUCAGCAGUGUUUAACGUCGCUUUAGCAUUAAAUCACAACUCAGCCAGAGGUGUUUAAACUCCAGACAGAACUCAUUUCUGAUCAGUUCAUUUAAAUUUACAAUGCCAGGUGAUAAACUUGAAACAGGUCCAGGUUUUUUGUUUUUUCAUGUUUUUGCUAAAUUAACCUUCAGUUUGCUGAAUGUUCACCACACAUCUGAAGCCUUGUAAGAAAGUAAAUCAUUGUAUUUCCCUAACAUCAGACUACUUACUUUGUUAUAAUUGAAAAGUUAUAAGUGUGAAAAUUGCAUGUCUUAAUUUUUGAGAAAAAACUGUCACCUUUUCAAGCUACAAAUCAAAAACUGGAGAAAGAAACUGCCUCAGAUACUUCCCACAGUAAGACAGAAGACUAUCGUUUUAAUUAUAAAAAUGAUAAAAUGACUAUUCCUAAAGUCUGUAAAGCAGUGAUUAUUCAUUUGUUCAAUUCAAAAGCCAAAUUCAAAUGAUUCAGGAAAAACUCAACAAUGUGUAUACAAAAAAUUGACCUCGAAAGUCAGUAUCACAAAAUUUUCACUCAAUCUGAAACAUUUUCACUCCACUAAUAUUUCUCACGUUAUCGUAAAUAGAGCUUGAAUUUUGCUUUGCACAGACGUUACUUCACUUUAAGACGUGUCAACAGAUCCGAUGCAACGUCUGAAGUAAAGUUUGCAUCUAGUGAGGACGAGCAGAAACGACAUGAUGCUGGAGGUGGAAGUAGAAGUGCUGAGUGUGGUUUUUGCAUCAAGAUUUUGCAGACAGAGGGAAGACAGACUGCUCAUGUCUUCAUAGCACUUAUAUUACUGAUACUGAGCAAGUAGCCAUGAAGUUGGACUUAAAAAAAAAAAAAAAAUCUUUCGAAUGUUUCCUACGUCGACGAUGCUGGGCGAGUAACAACAGACUUGAAAGAUUAGAUUGUGUUUUGUUUUUUGACAAAUCAGACCUUUUGGUUGCAAUAGCGGCUCCUGUGAGGAGGCUGUGUGUGCGGGUUGCGCCGGGGGAGCAGGGUUGGUUGUGGUGGUGAGAUCCUUAAUGGAAAAAAAAAAAAAAAGACGGUUUCCAGCAGGGUUUGUUUGUGUUUUCCUGAAUGUGUCGGGGUGAAAGGCCACGGGCGUCCGCCGGUCCAUCUUUCCUCUCAGAUAAAUCAGCUGAAAAACAAGCAACUUGAAAAGAAGAGAGAUGUAAAGUGCAGUGGGUUGAUUUACUGUUGAAAGAAUUCUUUUUUUUUGUUUGUUUGUUUUUGGGGAGUGUGUAAAUUGUAUUUUUACAUUUUGUGGAAAAGAGUUGUUGAUUUGUGGAGAUUAACUCACUGGUUUUUAUUUUUUGUUUUUUUUGUCACUUGAGUGGAGUUUGGUGCAGAGUUAAACCCUUUUUUUAACAAACUAGAUUAUUUCCAUGUUUUCAGGUACAUUCAAUCAGUCCCAAAGCAGAGAGAGAGAGAAAGCGAGUUUUUGCUCGAUGCCGAUCAGACUGGGACAAAUAAAACAGGGAUGAGACGAUAGCAGAAGAUGCCAGAGCUUUAAAUGGCCUCUGUUGUCACCACCUGCGCAAUAAGAUAUUCUGGAUAAGCAAAUGGAUUUACAACUUUGAGAUAUUGAUUGAGAUAAUCAGAAGUGUUAAAAAUAACAACGGAAAACAAGAAAAAAAAAAAAGAACUUUGGGUUUUUUGGGAGAUUUGCAUGCGACAACAGCGAUAUGCAUGUGUGGAACACCAAAGUGAGACUCUGUACAAAUGACUCCAGAUCCUUUCUUUCAUGUCCUAAUAGGUCAGGGAUGGACUUUUCUAAUGCAUGGCUGGGUGUUCGUGUCUUUUUAUUUCUUAUUUUUGACGUCCGUGUGAAAAGAAAAAAAAAAAAAAACAACUUGAUGUACUCUAUGGGCUGAAGCAUUGUGCUCGUUCUGGGUCAGUACGCUCAUAACAAGCAUGUGAGUUUUAGACUUUUUCUCUUUUUCUUUUUUCUUUUUUCUUUUUGCACAUUUACAGGUUUCUGAUAACGUUCAUCUGGUCGCCUUUCAGCACCACACAGGUGUGGGUGGAGGGAGUUACAGUGUGUUCAAGGAUGAGUGUGUGUAUGUGUGUGUUUCUCGUCCCAAGCCAGGCUCGGCGUUCAACGUGUUUGCAGGAAACGCCAGGCCGUUCAUACUUGAAGUGCAACUUGAGUGUUUCUGUUCCAGUGCGGUGAGAAAGUCUUUGAUUUGUAGGUUUGUUUUUGUUUUGUUUUUUUUCUUUCUCGCUCUUAAAGUCCCGAGCAAACUUCACCGUAAACUCCGGAAUGUUCCCGCCGCUCGGCACGCUGGGAGUUUGAGCUCUUAACCUUUUUGAUUCCAUCUGGUGACUUAAAAAAAAAGUUCCUGAAAGUCAAUGAAUGUGAGUCGAUUUCAGCCGAAAUCUUUUUUUUUUUUUCUUUCGUUCGAUGUUCGACAAGCCAGGGUGGCUCCCUUCUGAUGUUGCACAGAACUUGCACAUGAUUAAGAGAAAAUAGAAAAAUAAAAGUUU
This is a messenger RNA of Salarias fasciatus (jewelled blenny), 8168 nucleotides long. RefSeq names its product solute carrier family 45 member 4a (gene slc45a4a). Gene Ontology annotation, cellular component: membrane. The record is from RefSeq and is a predicted model, not a curated record. Bases 1260 to 3938 code for a protein of 892 amino acids. NCBI's taxonomy places the organism in Eukaryota, Metazoa, Chordata, Actinopteri, Blenniiformes, Blenniidae. Gene Ontology annotation, molecular function: sucrose:proton symporter activity. The transcript has 16 exons. Gene Ontology annotation, biological process: transmembrane transport.